AUAGUGCGCUCUACCUCAUUUUUUUUCUCCAUCAGGAGCCGUGACAAAGAAUUUUACUAGUUUCCACAAUGCCUAUUUCAACAUAAUCCAACCCAAAGUUUUCAGACUUUUUAAAGGUCUAAAUAACAUGAUCCAAUGCAUGUUUCAAUAACUUGUCUCAUAGUGCAACGCAUAUGGACUAAUUCCUACUCCUGAUGGCCUGUUCUGGACCAAGAUCUCCUGAUCCAGCCUUGCCCAUUUAAACCCAGCCAUCAAACCCUCCCCAAUUUAAACCCACAAUUCCCAACAUUCCGACGUCUCUCUCCGUGUGCUGCUCGAGGAGAAGCCCAAGAACCCUAAAGGCCCUCAAAUGGCGGAGAUGGAGGAAGGAGCAAAGGUACCAUAGACUCCUCCUAGACUCCAAGAUCGAUCAUGUUCCGAACUUUCUCCUUGUUUCCGCUUCCUCUAUCUUUCCUCCAUCCCUUGGUUCUUCGGUGUCAUUCUUUCUUUUCCUUUGGCUGGGUUUCCCGCGUGAAGGAGAGAAAAAAAAGGUGGGGCGAGAAGAACCAAGUGAAGUGAAGGAUGAGUUAUUGAAAAGGGAGGAGGAACCAAUUAAUUGCUAUCGGGCUGGAUUUUUGGCGUUCAAUUCCCGUGCUACAAUGUCUGUCUUUUUGCAGGAGAUCGUGGGACUUCACAUGAAGAUGGUAACUGAAACUCUCAUUAACGUUGCAGCUAACGGUGAAACAAGGCAGAAAUUUGUUGACUCCCAUUCUCUGAAGUUCUUGGUCCCCCUGAUGCUGUUCGAAAGCAAAAUCAAGGGUGGAGAGCCGAGUAUCAUCCAGUGGGCCACUGAGAGCAACAUGGUGGACCUGCGUCGCACCAUCGUAGAGACAGGAAGUGAGCUUAAUAAAUGUGGCAAUUCCAAUUUUCCAUACGAACAAGCUAAAAUUUCUUUCUCAUCUUCUUCUAUUUUAUGCUGAACAUUCAUUUUUAGUAUACUUUCCUCUGUGUUUGUCUAUUAUACUGUUAUAAACAUCAUCCUUCUUUUUUCUUCUUUAUGUCCUAAGAGUUGUAUUUGAUAUAUUUAUAUACCUCCGAGUGAUAUCUCAUCCUUUGUAUCAUAGAUCACUGAUGGCUAAGAUGAAGAUUAUGGUAAAAAAGAAGAUAUGGGAUUCUGUUAUCUGUUGAUGUAAUGCAGAAUUCCAGCCAAACUAUCACUGAUUUGAUCAUUUAAUCUUGUAUAAUUACUUUAUAUCCAAAUAUUUCUAUAAAUUUGGACCCACAUUCCUGCUAUGGAUCAUUCUGUCAUCUUAAAUUGUAGUUAACUUCUUGAUAGAACUAUGAUGUACAUAUGAGAAUGAACUCCUAAGACUACCGUCUUGUUCCAUCUCAGUCCAAUUAUUUUCCUUGUGUAUGUUGUAUGUCUUAUGUUCUGUGGUGUUUUUGUGCAUCACACAAUCUUAGUUUCAUACGAGCGCAAGAAUUUGAAAAACUUGCAGAGAAAGCAGAUGUAGCAUCUAAAGGUAACGAUUCCCAAAGAAGGAUCUGUCAAAGUGACCUCAUAUAGUGUUGGUUAAGGCUUGAUGAUUAUUAUGAUUAUGUUAUACAUAGCAUAUUUAUUUAUUUAUUUAACAAUAAAAGUUGCAAAGGUUAUCAAGUUGAACUAGAAGGUCUCACAUUCUUGCUGUUUUAUGCAAGCCAAUUGGUGACUUUGUUUCCUUUCUUCUGAAGGCAAGAUAUAUUUAAACUGUUGGAGCCUUGUAGCAGAUUCCAGAUCAUUCCUCUUCUUGAAAUUUGAAUUCAUUUUGGAUACAGUUACCCGAAAGCAGAUGGCUUUAGUGUAUUAGCACUGGCAAUGGUGUUAAGUCCAUUUUAAAAUCCUCCAACAUUCUGAAAUUUCAUGGUUGAAUCUUUAGUGAAUUAGAAAUAGUGAGGAUGAUUCCACUUCAAUCUUUUAACCUGUGAAAUUGUAAAUAAAUCUGAGAGGAUUGAUAGUUAAUAAAGUAAAUGCUGCAAGAGAAAUUAUGUUCUUCAGGCAGUUGUUCAGUGUUGAAACAAGCUGAAUAUCCUAUUCUUUUCUAAGUAGCUGACAUGUUAAGCAACUACGUCAAAUUUCGGGGUGAUGUGACAUCAUUAAUACUGGCCCAUACUGAAAUCAAUAGUCAUAUUAACUCGUAGGGCACUAACUACUCUAUUUAAUGAAUGUUGGUGAAUGCAUGCACUUACAAAAUAAAUGGAACUCAUAGGGCACUAACUAUUCUAUUCACUGAAUUUUGGUGCAUGCAUGCACUUACAAAAUACUGUUGUUGUUGUUAA
Messenger RNA from Elaeis guineensis (African oil palm), 2295 nucleotides. Lineage: Eukaryota; Viridiplantae; Streptophyta; Magnoliopsida; Arecales; Arecaceae. The record is from RefSeq and is a predicted model, not a curated record.